CCUAAUUUCCAUCAUCAUCAUCAUCAUCAUCGAAGAGCCAAGAUGGCGGCCUCCAUCCGAGAGAAACAAACAGCUGCCUUGAAGAGAAUGCUGAAUUUCAACGUCCCACCUUUGAAAAAUACUGCUGCUGAGCCAGUAUGGAAGGUACUGAUUUAUGACAGAUUUGGCCAGGACAUAAUCUCACCUCUGCUUGCUGUCAAAGAGUUAAGAGACAUGGGCAUCACUUUACACCUGUUGCUACAUUCAGACCGAGAUCCUAUCCCCGAUGUUCCAGCCAUAUACUUUGUUAUGCCCACAGAGGAAAACGUUGACAGGAUAUGCCAAGACCUUCGUAACCAGCUUUAUGAGUCGUACUACUUGAACUUCAUCUCGGCGAUUUCCAGAAGCAAGCUAGAAGACGUUGCCAGUGCAGCUCUUGCAGCCAACGCAGUGAAUCAGGUCACCAAGGUGUUUGAUCAGUAUUUGAACUUUAUUACACUGGAAGAUGACAUGUUUGUCCUGUGCAAUCAAAAUACAGAGCUCAUUUCCUACCACGCAAUUAACAGACCUGACAUAAUGGACACAGAUAUGGAGGCCAUCAUGGACACCAUCGUAGACAGCCUUUUCUGCUUCUUUGUAACACUGGGUGCUGUCCCUAUUAUCCGCUGCCCAAGAGGGAAUGCAGCGGAAAUGGUGGCUAUGAAACUGGACAAAAAACUGCGCGAGAACCUACGAGAUGCCAGAAACAGCCUGUUCACCGGAGACACUGUGGGUGCCGGUCAGUUCAGCUUUCAGAGACCUCUGUUUGUCCUUGUUGAUCGUAACCUAGAUUUAGCCACCCCUCUUCACCACACAUGGACUUACCAGGCCCUAAUCCAUGAUGUUCUGGAUUUCCACUUGAACAGGGUAACAAUAGAAGAGUCUGUCGGACCUGAGACUGGAGCCAGACCCAAGAAGAAGAAUAAAAAAAACUAUGACCUCACAGCUGCUGACAAAUUCUGGCAGAAACACAAGGGCAGCCCUUUUCCUGAGGUAGCAGAGUCUGUGCAACAGGAGCUCGACACAUACCGGGCCCAGGAGGAUGAGGUCAAACGGCUCAAGAGCAUUAUGGGUUUAGAAGGAGAAGAUGAAGGUGCCAUUAGCAUGUUAUCGGAUAAUACAGCAAAACUCACUUCAGCUGUCAGUUCACUACCAGAGUUGCUGGAAAAGAAGAGGCUAAUUGACCUCCAUACCAAUGUAGCCACUGCUGUGUUGGACCACAUCAAGACCCGCAAACUGGAUGUAUACUUUGAGUAUGAAGAGAAACUCAUGAGCAAGUCCACUUUAGACAAGUCACUUCUGGACAUGAUCAGUGACCCAGAUGCUGGGACACCAGAGGACAAGAUGAGGUUAUUUCUGAUCUACUAUAUCACAUCACAGCAGCCGCCUUCAGAGUUGGACUUGGAACAGUACAAGAAAGCCCUGAUGGAUGCAGGCUGUGACCUGUCUCCCUUGAACUACAUAAAACAGUGGAAAGCUUUCACCAAAAUGGCUGCUGCACCAGCAAAUUAUGGGAACAGUGGAGUGAAGCCAAUGGGUUUGUUUUCCAUGGUAAUGAACACAGGUUCCCACUUUGUAAUGGAAGGGGUGAAGAACUUAGUGCUGAAACAGCAUAACCUGCCUGUCACUCGCAUCCUGGAUAACCUGAUGGAAAUGAAGUCCAACCUGGAAACUGAUGAUUAUAGAUAUUUUGAUCCAAAGAUGCUCCGUGGAAGUGAGAGCUCCAUCCCAAGAAACAAGAACCCCUUUCAGGAGGCCAUUGUGUUUGUGGUCGGAGGAGGCAAUUACAUAGAGUACCAAAACCUUGUUGACUACACAAAGGCCAAGCAAGGGAAGAGAGUGCUCUAUGGCUGCAGCGAGCUGUUUAAUGCUGCCCAGUUCAUGAAACAGCUUUCUCAACUUGGAAAGAAGUGAAAAAUUUUCUUCUUGGACUCCACAGCGAAAUCUAACUUCAAUCAAGACAUUUGGUAUUAUAGUUCACCGUGUCAAAGUUCCUUAACUUGUUGACAUCAGAAUUGUUUGUUGAACUGAAGAAACUGUACACCACUAAAUAUUUUGUUCCAUAGCUGUAUGUCUGCACUUAUUAAAGGCUAAACAUUUUAUGCAAGUAAGUUUUAUUUAUUUUUUGGAGUUCCCUUCCCAACAAGGAAAGGCAUCCAACAAUUAGCAGGAGUAAUAGCAACCAAGAAGUACAUUUGAAAGACUAAUGUGGAAGAGAAGCCAGAAGGUAAUAAGAGGAACGGAAGCAAAACUCAAUGUAAUUACACAAAGAAAAAAGCUCUGGAGGGUUCGAGGCCAAGUAGCUGUCCACUCCUCCUGGGUAUGCUAAUACAGGACAAUUAUAUGUUGUAUUAAAUAUGUUUAAUAUGUGGCUUCUGGAAUGAUCAGAUGGUCAACUGACCUCACCGCAACUGGUUGCCUGGGGGGGCUGGCAUGUCUCAACUCGGCAAAUUUCACAUCAGACAUGCAAACACCUGGGACUGUCAGAUGAGAGAAUAAUGGAUAAAUACGUCCCUAACAGAUUACUGUAAAACUGAGCCAGCAGUACAACAUAGAACUCUAUGUAUAAUCGCUAUACAGGUGCCAUGAAAUCAUUCCAGAAAGCUAGCAUUGCUGGUGCCCAUCACUAUAGUACCUAAAAAUGGGUCCAAAAAGUAUGUUUUUGAGUAGUGUGUGCUAUGAUAAAUAAAAUGAAUUCACUAUUAAAUCAUGUUUCUUAAUGGGAAAGUUCAGGUCACCGUAGCUUUUUCUGCUUGAAAUCACGGAAAAAGAUUUGAUUCCCAUAUUAAUGGUUCAGUCAAACGUCAGGCUUGGAUAGCUGCAGUAAUGUAGGAUGAAAAAAUGCCAAAAGAACAAAAUUAUUGUUUUUGGAUCACUUAGUCUGCAAGCAUUUCCUUAAGAAUAUAAUUUGUCAACCUUAAAUUUUUCCACAAAAAGUCGUGCA
This is a messenger RNA of Scleropages formosus (Asian bonytongue), 2962 nucleotides long. It is a transcript of the gene scfd1, whose product is annotated as sec1 family domain containing 1. Bases 43 to 1932 code for a protein of 629 amino acids. Lineage: Eukaryota; Metazoa; Chordata; Actinopteri; Osteoglossiformes; Osteoglossidae. Gene Ontology annotation, biological process: vesicle-mediated transport. The transcript has 25 exons. The record is from RefSeq and is a predicted model, not a curated record.